GUUCCACUUUACCAACAUUUAGUUUUCUGACAAGCUCAAGUAGAACUGCGUCGUCGAUGAUCCGCCAAAUUACGCUAAUUUUUAUUACUGGCGUCCUCUUUCAUGAGGCGCUGGGAUUUGACAUGAUGGGUCUCAACUUCGGAAACCCGCUUUCUGGGUUGUUCAAAACCGUUGGUCGCCACCGCAGGGAGAUGAGACCCGACAAGGUGUGCACAAUGGAGGCAAUCCACAAAUCGUCCGACUGUUGCAAUUUUCCACCGGUGCUGAGCAAGAGUGAGCUGGGCAGAUGCAUCCGCAAUACCAGAAUCUCUGAUGAAUCCAAGAAAAAAGCAGGGAUGGGUUUUGCCUGCAUCCUCAGGUGCACCCUCAUUAAAACAGAUACACUUUUGGAAAAUGGUCUUGCCGAUUUGGACAAACUGAAGCAGUUGUUUUUGGAGUACGCCAAUGGUACUUGGGCGUCUUGGAGCGACAUUGUGCCCACGGUUUUCAACAAGUGCACUUCCGAGCUCAAAAAUGCAAACAUUUCCACAGAAGGGGAAUGCCAACUUUCGAAUUUGCACUUUGCCUUCUGUCUGUACCGAGAAGCGAGCGCCCAAUGUCCUGGCGAUUGCCGUGAAAACAAAGCCGAGUGUGAGAUGUAUCGAAAGGACAUUGACUCCUGCAACCCGUGGGCGUCGUUGGAGGAAGCUGAGAAGCGCAAGAAGGAAGGUUUCAAAAACCUGGUCAACUUCAUGGGACCGAAGAACGGCAAGAGCAGGAGAUCCUCAACCUCCACCACCACUACCACAACAACUGAGGCCUCUACAGAGGAAUCCUCCAACAUCAAAUACGUUUACUAAAAGUUUCAAUUUGCUUUUAAAACUUUUCAAAUAAAAUUUUGGCAUUAAAAAUGAC
Molecule: messenger RNA, 894 nt
Organism: Neocloeon triangulifer
Lineage: Eukaryota; Metazoa; Arthropoda; Insecta; Ephemeroptera; Baetidae
Exons: 9
Coding region: 57-839 (260 amino acids)
Molecular function (GO): odorant binding
Source: RefSeq, a predicted model, not a curated record